UGAUGCCGAAUCAUCUAGAUCUAUCUCAAAAGGACCGGCUCCGCUUUUGCCGGUGCUUUUACCGAGUGGAGCUUUAUCAUGGCCUCUUGGGCAACAGCCCGUACACCAUAAGAAGGGAUGUCCAUGUGACUCAAGGAAAUCAGUCAUCAGAUGCAGCAAUCCGAGUUGAUGACAAGGGCCGAAUAUGUCAAAUGCGCCCUGAAGAGCGCCUUCUUGCUGAUCUUGCGCCUUGGGAGAUCGAGUAGCUAGGAGCAGCGACAAGGUAUCUGAGCAAUCGAUUCAUGGCAGCUGCUACAGGAUUGUUGGCCAACG
Messenger RNA from Colletotrichum phormii, 312 nucleotides. RefSeq lists its product as uncharacterized. The annotation marks the transcript as partial. The record is from RefSeq and is a predicted model, not a curated record. Lineage: Eukaryota; Fungi; Ascomycota; Sordariomycetes; Glomerellales; Glomerellaceae. The transcript has a single exon.